This is a messenger RNA of Sphaeramia orbicularis (orbiculate cardinalfish), 1153 nucleotides long. Its product is annotated as eotaxin-like. Lineage: Eukaryota; Metazoa; Chordata; Actinopteri; Kurtiformes; Apogonidae. The record is from RefSeq and is a predicted model, not a curated record. Gene Ontology annotation, biological process: immune response. The transcript has 3 exons. Gene Ontology annotation, molecular function: chemokine activity. Bases 78 to 368 code for a protein of 96 amino acids. Gene Ontology annotation, cellular component: extracellular region.
CAUCACAAAUCAGACCAGACCAGAACUGAAGAUUAAAGGCUUCCAGUCGAACAAACGGCCUCUGUCUGCGUUGAACCAUGAAGACUCUGGUGGCUCUGCUGUUUGUGACUCUGAUCUGCCUCCUCCAUCAGGACUCUGCAGAUGCCAAAAGGCCACCAGUUCCACUAUCAGAUGAAUGCUGUCUAGCAAUGACCGAUAAAGGUAUUCCGAGGGAUAAAGUGACAAACGUGACCGAGACUCCAAGUAACUGUAGAGGCCAUAAAGCAUUUAUAGUCACAACUGAAAAACAAAAAAAGAUUUGCGUGGAUCCCAGCUGUUCCUGGGUGAAGAAAAACAAGGAUUUCCUUAAUGAAUUCUUGAAGAAAUAAGUGAAUCUGUUCAAUAAGGAAAAGUCACCUGUUUGUACACCUCAAGUAAUGUCACUGAAAACUUGGACAAAUUUUGCUCCAUCUAACAUGUGAAAUAAUGUGAAAAUCCAUGUUUUCCCAUAUGUGAAUGUUUUUUACACGUGUUCUGCUGACUCUGACAACUGCCUUUUAUUACAUAGAAAAGUUUUAUUUACAGAAUUAUAUUUUAUAAAUCCACUGUAAAAAGAUGAUGCAACAAUAGGCUGUUUGAGUUAACUGUUGUAAAUAUGAAGUGAUUUUUCUGUAUUUGUUUUUCUUGUUUGAUUCUUUACAUUUAUACACAUAUCUUAUAGAUGUAUUUUCAGUUUUUGAGUCCUACUGCUGUAGGUGACUCUUUUCUUCCCCUGAGUUGCAGUAUAAAAUAACCCCCUGGGGUUUAAUAAAGUUAAUAUGUAUUUGUAAUUUUCAUGGAAAGUAAUCUGAUAGUGUAAAGAGUUGCUUUCAUAAUAAACUGUUGUAUUAGUCUGUUAAUAUGACUUAUUAUUUUCUUUGAUGAAGAAGGUCUGCAUGUUAUGAAUUAAAUGAAGCCUUUAGUAGCUAAACAGACAAUACUGUUAAAAAAAGUUGAAUGAAUGUCAGUUGUGUAGACAGAAACACAACUGCCAGUUCAGGCUAAUGUAUGUAAUAUAUGUAUAUAAUAUGUAGGUGUAUGUAAGUGUUUAUUGCAUAUGACUAAAAUUGCAGAUGACUAUCUAUUCUUUUUAAUUGUAAAUCCAUUCUUUUUGAUUGAUGAAUAAAGAAACAAA